AGCUUGCGUCGAGGACCGCGGGCUGUGUAACCGAAUUGAAACCGGAACGCACAUGCCGCCCAAGUGGGCAUGGACACCAGUCCCUCCAUCGCAAGUGAGCCCACUUUGGCAGAUUGCCCCCGACGCAAUCAAGCCCAUCACGUUGUUUUCAGUCAAAUUCAAGCAGCUUGCGUCGUUCGAGUCGUUGCAAUUGUCAACACCACAAGGAUCUGCACCGCCGACGCCGCUUCCAUUCCCAUUAGCGACGGUUGUCGUUGUCGAUGGCUCCAUCAACCGCAUGCGGAGUCUUCGCGGCAUCGAAGCCUUUCCCAACGUUCGAGAACUGCUCCUGUCGCUCAACCAGCUCUCUACACUGCCAUCUCUCCACCACCUCGAGCUCCUGCGAGUGCUGCAUGUCGGAAAUAAUUACCUGACGUCGCUGUCGUGGAUUUGGCAUCCCAAUGUGCUCGUGCAUUUGAAUGUCAGUGGCAACGAGAUCACUACCUUGGACGGCAUCGCAGUUUGUAGCGGCAAUUUGCAAAUCCUCAACGUGAGCGAGAAUAAGCUGGCUUCGCUGGACGGGGUCCAGCACUUGAUCCACCUGCGCGAGCUUUGGGCCCAAGCCAACCACAUUCAAGACGCGGGAGUAGCUCAUGCCAUGCCACUUAGCCGCUUGCAAAUCCUGUCGUUGGGGCAAAAUCAGUUGGCGAAUCUGGACGCGGUAGCACAUGUCGUCAUGACGCUGCCUUCCUUGGAGAAUAUCAGCUUUCUCGACAACCCAGUGACCCAGUGUGAAGCGUAUCGGAUGCGGCUGUGUCAGCAUCCUGGUUUACGCGUCGUCGACAGCAAAACGAUCACUGUAGCCAUGCGGCAGAGCUUUGACCGCCUGCGAAACAUGAAGGACGUCGACAAGUUGGUGGAGCACACGACAAUCGAAUACCUCGCCCACAUCGACGCUCAGAAGCACGUCCUGGACGAAGGCAUCCGCGUCCACCGCGCAAGAGAACAAAGAAUGUUCGAUGCAUAUACCCGCUACAAGCACAGCACAGAACGAGAGCUGGAAGACUGCGUGCAAUUCGCACACGUGCUGACGACCCGGAAUCGGACGGGGUACUUAAUGUCGAAUGCAGGGCUUGAGGUGAGCGUCCCUUUUGAAAAAAUGGCCAACGCCUGUUCUGAAGGAGUGGAAGCGCCAGCUACAGAAGCUACAAGCGUCGUCAGCAUGCCCUGCCACAAACGGCCCGAGUCUAGAGCGGCGGCCACCAGCGCCUUCGUUGGCUUUGCAACACGAAGCUCCGCAUACUUGGAGAAAUGUCAAAGCCAUCGAGCUGAGCCAACGAGAGGGUGAAGGACGCGUGACAGCAACGACGGCAUCUUUGCCCACGUCGGCGCAUUAUCGUCGCAAGCAAGUGGAGCAGGAUAACAGGGUCGAAGCAGCACUCGCCUUGGCCAACGAGUUGAAGGUCGAUGCCGUGCCAGAGAUGCAGGCGGCAGUCCAUCGAUUGCGCUCAAAACACCAAACCGUUGUGCACGAAAGAGAGACCGCAGCGACUGCAAUUCAAACGGCGUGGCGUCGGCGACGUCAGGCACGCACAGCGCGUACACAGAAGCCAAUUGGAAGCGUUGCCGCAGUAGUCGCUGAAGCAGCUGCAACUGCAGCCCCCCAUAGAUUUAAAUUUUCCCUCUGGCGACGGAGUAAGCGGUAACACUACAACGAACGAGUUACAACCA
Aphanomyces invadans is the source of this 1710-nucleotide messenger RNA. RefSeq lists its product as hypothetical. The coding region runs from base 53 to 1327 and encodes 424 amino acids. Lineage: Eukaryota; Oomycota; Saprolegniomycetes; Saprolegniales; Verrucalvaceae. The record is from RefSeq and is a predicted model, not a curated record. Gene Ontology annotation, molecular function: protein binding. The transcript has 12 exons.